Molecule: messenger RNA, 2684 nt
Organism: Oncorhynchus tshawytscha (Chinook salmon)
Lineage: Eukaryota; Metazoa; Chordata; Actinopteri; Salmoniformes; Salmonidae
Product: cyclic AMP receptor 4
Exons: 7
Coding region: 1831-2646 (271 amino acids)
Biological process (GO): adenylate cyclase-activating G protein-coupled receptor signaling pathway
Cellular component (GO): plasma membrane
Molecular function (GO): G protein-coupled receptor activity
Source: RefSeq, a predicted model, not a curated record
UGUUGGUGUUUGUGCAUAUUAAUGUGUUUUCUCUUGUUUCUGUUACUCAUACUCCCUUGAGGUUGAGUGCUUCCGAAAUGCAUAUGUGGGUGCUUGUCUGGGUGUAUGCUCCUGUGAGUGCGUCUAUGUGGGUGCUUGUCUGGGUGUAUGCUCCUGUGAGUGCGUCUAUGUGGGUGCUUGUCUGGGUGUAUGCUCCUGUGAGUGCGUCUAUGUGGGUGCUUGUCUGGGUGUAUGCUCCUGUGAGUGCGUCUAUGUGGGUGCUUGUCUGGGUGUAUGCUCCUGUGAGUGCGUCUAUGUGGGUGCUUGUCUGGGUGUAUGCUCCUGUGAGUGCGUCUAUGUUUGCAGUGUGUGUGUGGGGGGGAGGUGUUAGUAAAGCACGGAGGUGUUUCUCAUAUUGAUCAACUGUAACCCUGGCCAUAUAAUGAUGGUUUAACUCAAGAGGGGACAGUUUAAUCUGUGCGUGUGUGUGCGUGUCCCCUCAGUACGUGUGUGUGUGUGUGUGUGUGUGUGUGUGUGUGUGUGUGUCUGAGUGAUGAGACAGUUUUAUGACUGCUGGGUUCAGUGAAUUCACUCACCCAUCACUUUAACAUCCGGACAACCACCAUACCCCUAAUUGAUGUGUGUGAAGUUGAGAAAGGAAAAAAUGAAAUAGAGAAUAGAUAGAUGAAAGUCUAUGCUCGUAGUGGGAGAGAUAGCUUAAACAAGGGGGCACUAAAAAUAGAGGACAGAGAGAGACACCAAAUGAGACAAAAGUGAGGCAGGGAAACGGAGAGAGUUGAAAAGAGAUUGAUCCUCCAGAGAAUAUGUGAGAGAGAGAGAGAUGUUAAGUAAGUGUGUGAUAAGUGUGUGCAUUUUAGCCGGAGCGUACCAGUCCUGCUGUGCUUCAUUAAGUCCAUGUUUGCUGCGGACCUAGUCACCUCCCUCUUUGAGCGCUGCUUGUGUGUGUGUGUGUGUGUGUGUGUGUGUGUAUCGAUUUUCUUUGACAGACCCCCCACACAUCCAGAUACUGUGUUGAGUGGCAGAACUGAUUUCACUAUUUGUGUCUCUCUCUAGAUCUACUCUAUAUAUCCAUUCUCUCCCUUUCACUAUUUAUCCUUCUUUACCUCUCUCUCUCUCUCAAUGUCUUGCUUCUCUCCUUUCUUUCUUUCUCUUUUUCUUUCUUUAUCUCCCCCUCCCCCAGCCCAGUGACCACCCACCAAUCUGUCUCUGUUAAGCUUCCUCCACAACCUGUCAUUCUCUCCCUCCCUCCCUCUCCUCGAUCGCUCUUUAUCUUCCUUCCUGUCUUUCUCUCACUCAUACUCUCUCUCUCUUUCACUUUUCAUCUAAAGAGAGAGGAGGAGGUGAUAGAGGGCUGUAAAAUCAAAUAUGAGAGAGACAGAGAGAGAGAGACGGAGCGAUAUGGAAACGUAGCGAGUGAGAUCACAUAUUCCCUGGGAUUUCAGACGGCCAUGUAACCUGAAUGAGAGCUGUCACAUUCAGUGGACCAGAGCAGUAUUGACCGUGUAUCGAGUGUUGCAGUAGGACUGACCGCUUAUUGACCGUGUCAUAGUAGUCCUGACGACAUAUCGACCGUGUAACUGUACGGUCCAUAAAGUAUCGACAACACUCACUCCUUCAGCCACUGUGUCUGGACCGCAAUCUGCCAGGGAGGCUCACUGAGUCAUGACCACCUGAGGACCACCAGCAGACCCUGUGAGCAUGCCUAGGAGACGGGCGGAGAGAGAUGCUUUCCUCCCCUGUCCCGAGAUACGCUGGUCUGUCUUCGUCAGUGUUCAGUGAAGCACAUGGUAAAGAAUGAGGGAGAAUAAGAAGUAAGGUGGUUGUGGGUGUAUGGGGUUGUGGGUGUGCGCGUGUGAUCAGCAACUCUUGUAUCCUCUCUCUCCACAGAGUGUUCUAUCCCUUAAUUUGUGGCACGGCAUGGAGACCAUCUGGGCUGUGUGUUUGUGGUCUUUCCCAUUGGUAUGUAAUCACUGCUCUUUCUUCUCUCCCAGACUGUACCACCUGAUGGCCUGGGGGGUACCCCUGGUGAUGGCCUCCCUGCCCCUGUUCAGUGGAUACUACGGCCCAGCAGGAGCCUGGUGCUGGAUCACAGGCAACCACGUAGCUUGGAGAUUUGGGAUAUGGUACGUUCCACUCUUCACCCUCAUCUUCCUCAUGAUCUGCUGCUACGCCAGAAUAAUCUACGUAGCCAAUGAGAGGAUGCAGUCGUGGUUUGGCACCUUCAACCCAGAGCGGGAGAGGAGAAAGGUGUCUUUGGCUGAGGAGAUAAAGCCGUUGAAGUGGUAUCCAUCCGUUUAUCUCCUGGUGUCUCUGUUCCCCCUCAUCAACAGGCUCCAUAAUGCGUUCUACCCCCAGGACCCAGUGUUCUCUCUGACUUUGCUCCAUGUCCUUUCAGCCCCUCUCCAUGGCUUGGCCAACGCAUUCGUCUUUGGCCUGGACAGAGACACCUGGAGCCAGCUCAGUCCUACAGGCAUACAGUUGGCGCUGCAAUCUCGGCUGUGUGACAGGACGCGUAUCAGGGAGUACCAUCCUGGGGCGGUGCACUACACACAGGCUGAGCUGGGGGACUUCAGUGACGAGGAUGAUGAGGACACCAACGUCCUUUUCUACUCCCCUGACAUGACCCUGAAAGACAGAGGACCCUGAGAGACAGACAGACACAGACAGACAGACACAGACAGACA